AUGUCUGACACUCUUCCUAAUGACUCUUUGGUAGAGAAGGCUCUUUCCUUGGGAACAACAUAUUUCCAAAGUGAGAAGUACACGAAAGCCAUAAAGAUAUUUCAAAAGGCCAUCGAGUUGACAAAAUCAUAUUCCAAGAAUGAUAUUAUUGAACUACGUCGAAAACACAAUUUACAUAGUUAUCCAGAGUCUGCUAAUGCUUACCACCCAAAAUAUAUUAAGCUAUUGGACAAUAGAGCAGCCUGUUGGGAAAAAUUGGGUGAAUUAGAGAGGGCACUUCGAGACUCACAAAAAAUGUGUUACAUAGAACCUUACAACCUAAAAUGUUACCUUAGGAGGGGUAGAUUGUUGCAAAGAUUGGGGAAGGACAAGGAUGCUUAUAAGAAUUACAAAGAAGCAUUGCAAAGGGUGCAAGAUUCCAAGAAGACAUUAAAGUUCGAACUGCCGACAAAGUUUGUUCAAUUUAUUCAAAACCAGAAAGAUAUAGUACGAACAAGACUGAUAGAAAGUAAGAAACACAAUGCUGAAAUUAUAACCCAUGAAGCUGGGUUCAAGAGAAAAUUAAUUGAUCCUAAAAGUGAGCAAAGCAAACGAACAAAAAUAAUUGCAGAGGAUUCCGCUAAAACAGAAUCUACCCCCAUAGGUAUGGAUUUUAUUAAAAGACUACCAACAGAACUUCUUCCCUUAAUUUUCAAAGAUUUUACUUCCAAGGAAUUGGUAAAAACGAUGCAAGUAUCCAAAACAUGGCAUCGAAGACUGAUCUCGUUACCUGACUUAUUUCAAGUAUUUGAUUUAUCUAACAUAACAUUUAAACAGUUUUCCCAAUGUCAUUGGUUUCUAAAAACUUUGAAACGUUUCCAAGAGUCUGAUCAUAGGAUUCAAACUUUAAGAUUUUCGUCCAGAAUUGUGAUGGAUGAAUUAAAGACUCUCCAGGCUUUAUUGAUGCAAUUGCAAAAUAAUACCUGCACGAAGCUGGUAUUGGCAAUUCCGAACACAACAACAAGGGAUUUAGUCCAGUCAAUAGUUCCGGAUGAUAAAUUAUGUCAUUCAGUUAAAGAUUUGUCUGUUGUUUUAAAGUUAAGAGGAGAUUUUGAGUAUGAAUGUGAUCUUUUUUCUAAAUUCAAUCAGGUAAAGCAUUUAGAGGUUCUGUUCUUAACACAGUUGGUACCAAUAUCGGUCACAUUGAAAAACAAGAUUAUUACCCCUUUGAAGAAGGAUGACGUUGAAAAUCUCGAAUCUCUUAGUAUCAUAUGUAAUUCUGGUAAGGUGAAACGCUUCCCAUUUUCCAAGCACAUAUCAGUAUUUCCGCCAAACAACGUAACGAAAUUAAUUGUUGCAGGGGCCAAUUUACGCUCGCAUGAUAAUUUACACUGGUUACGACAUUUCAAUAAUUUGAAAACACUUUGGUUGGAGGACAAUCACACCACGUUGAGCGAUCUUAUGGAGGUAUUACGAACAGAUAUUAUUUUUCAUCAACUGGAAAGUUUAAUUUUUAGGGAAUCAAAAGUGAAUAAUAGAUUUGAACCUGUAAACGCUGAGGCAUCAUUAUACUAUGACAACCUAAAGAAUCUUAAGGAAUUGGACUUAAUGGGGACCUCAAUUAGUGGAUUAGGAUUAUCUAUUUUAAUAUCAUGUUGUCGUUCAGAGCGAAUAACGAAGUUAAAUAUUGGGGAUUGUCCGUUUAUCCACUUUCGACGUUUAAAGAAUGAUAAUGACCCGAAAGUAUUAUCUCUGUCUCAUUUUUUCAAUGAUGUUUCCAAUUUGGAAGAAUUGUGUCUUCCUCAAUCUAGCAGCAUUGAUGAUAAUUCGUUAAUGUUAUUAUCUGAACAGGUACCGAUGUUCAUGAAACUAAAGAAAUUAGACUUAUCAAUGAAUCCCACGAUUAGCGGUGUAUCGAUUUACCAAUUCUUAAAAGAAUUGGCUUUGAUCCGAGCCAAACCAUUGCAAAACCUCGUGAUAGAUGGUUGCACAUCUGUCUCUCAUAUAACAGUUAAUUCUCUUAGAGCAUCCAAUUUAGUGGCUAAAGUUGACUGCGUGUAUGAAAGAGAGGUUUGGAACCGGUUUGGUAUCAAUUCAUACAAAUAUAGAGACCGGUAA
This is a messenger RNA of Naumovozyma castellii, 2097 nucleotides long. RefSeq names its product DNA-binding SCF ubiquitin ligase subunit DIA2 (gene DIA2). The record is from RefSeq and is a predicted model, not a curated record. The transcript has a single exon. Lineage: Eukaryota; Fungi; Ascomycota; Saccharomycetes; Saccharomycetales; Saccharomycetaceae. The coding region runs from base 1 to 2097 and encodes 698 amino acids.